Messenger RNA from Harmonia axyridis, 3210 nucleotides. RefSeq lists its product as uncharacterized. Bases 1 to 3210 code for a protein of 1069 amino acids. The record is from RefSeq and is a predicted model, not a curated record. The transcript has 4 exons. Lineage: Eukaryota; Metazoa; Arthropoda; Insecta; Coleoptera; Coccinellidae. Gene Ontology annotation, molecular function: catalytic activity.
AUGGCGUCGAACGAAGAUGACCUGAGUGAUGGCGAGAGCGAAAAAGGCGAAGAAGAUGUGAAUUUAUUGAGAAAUAAUUUCAAAUGUUGUGUUAAAAAAGUAUGCAAGGCUCAAAUAUGUAUAAAUUGUGAUGGUUUAUACCACAGUUCGUGCGUUAAAAGGAAAAAUUUUAGAGUUAUCAAUCAUAGGUACAUCCAAUGUUGUGAUGAAGUUGCUGAUAAGCAGUUAAAUAUGGAAAAGGGGAAAAUCUUGGAAUUGAAAAUCGAGUAUCUCAGUAAGUUACUUUUAGAAGCUACUGAUAAAAUUGAAAUAUUGAAAGAACACAACUCAGUUUUGAAAGAAAAUAAUAGAUUGUUACUUCAAAGAAUGGAACAAAUUGAAAAAAAAGAUGAUAAAAAAACAAAAACACAAUAUUCAGACGCAGUUAGAAAGAACAUUAGUGACAGCAACAUAAUGCCAGAAAUUGUAGUUCAAAUGUCUGAGGACGAGGAAAGUGUCAUAGAACUACAACAACAACAACAAAAUAUUAACCUCAAAGUACCCAAACGACAACAUCGUAAUUAUAUGUCGAAAUUUCAAACUAGCGGCAAUAAAGAACCAUCUACCAACAACCGUUACUUGGUAGAAAAAAUAAAUAAACCAAAUAGAGAUGAAGAGGGCUUCGAAAAGGUACAAAGAAGACGUCCGAAGAGACUCGGAACAACAAGGGUAUCUAAAGAAGAGGAGAAAACGGGUUUUGUUGGAGCAGAAAGAAGAGCAUGGAUAUACCUUUACAGAAUUAAACGACAUGUCACAGCUGAACAAGUGGAACAACAUAUAAGGAAAAACUCGUCGUUUGCCAAUGAGAGUAUUAAAGUGAAAGAACUACCAAGUGAUCCGAAACAGUUGAAAAGCUUUCUGUUGACUGCACCUCUUGAAAAAAAGGAUGAACUUUAUGAUCCCUCCUUCUGGCCUCAAAACGUAGGAGUAAAAAGAUUUAAUUAUGGACUCUUCCAAAAGUACAAACCAGGGAAUAGUGUUGACAAGUUAGAACAACUAUUGAAUGAAAAUAAAGAAACUGUGAUAUUAUGUAUUACAGAACACUGGAAAUCAAGAGAACAAAUUGAGCAGAUAGGAGUCAAAAACUUCAGGCUUAUUUCCAGUUUUUGUAGAGAAGAGGGAAAGCACGGAGGUUCAGCGAUCUAUAUAAAUAAUUCUAUAAAAGGAAGAGCAUGUAAGGAAGCAGAUGAAUGCGCUGUACUGGGUGAGUUUGAAUGUUCUGCUGUUGAAUGUUGCAUUAAUAAAACAAAUGUUAUUAUACUUUGCAUUUAUAGACCUCCAAGUGGUCAUAUUGAGGUAUUUUUCGAUAAACUAGAAAGCAUAUUAAACAGCAAUAUAAUGACUGGUAAGACUAUUUUCAUAGCAGGGGAUUUCAACAUUGAAAUGAUUAGGGAAAAUAAUAAUAAACACCGUCUUCUAACCCUACUUAAUUUUUAUUCCAUAAGAACAACAGUCAUGGAUGAUACCAGAGUCACUGAUCAUUCGAAAAGUUGCUUGGAUAACAUUUGCACGAACAUACAGUAUAAUCUGAGAGCCAAAAUACUUGUAGCUCAUAUAUCUGACCAUUAUGGGCAGAAAUUAGAGUUCACUAUAGAAAAAUGCAACAAAGUCAAAGCUGAACGCAAAAGAUUCUUUUCUGAUGAAUCUAAGAAUAAGUUUAUAGAGGAACUUAAAUUACAAUCCUGGGAGAAUGUAUUUUCAAUUGACAAAAGAGAUGUGAAUGAACAGUGGCGGAUUUUCAUCAACAACUAUAUAAAUAUUUUCAACCAGUGCUUUCCACUUACCUUGACACGUACAACUAAAAAUAAAAAAUACAAAAAAAGUAAAGAAAUUGAGGAAAUCAAACAACAUCUGGAUAUUUUAUUAUUGCUUUCCACAACUCAACCAUCUUAUAGAACUCAGUACAAUGAAACCAAAAAAUAUUAUGAUCAAAUUUUAAAAAAAGAAAAACAAAAAAUGCUUCAAGAUCGUGUCAAAAAAUCUGAUUGCAAAAUGAAAUCUAUGUGGACAAUAUGCAGAGAACUGACAGGAAAGAACAAUCAGGUGGAUCACAAGGUAUUCAGGCAUAGGAUGUCAUUGCCAAACGAUUUCAAUGAACAUUUAAUUGAGGUAGUCAGAAAUUUAGUGGACAAGCAACAUGAGCCUUUUGAGUGUAACAUAGCGGAGAAUAACCAGUCACUGUUUUUAAGACCAGUAAAUGUAGAAGAACUAAUACAGCUAUCCCUAAACCUGAAGAAUAAAUAUUCCAGUGGAUAUGACGAUAUUCCAACAUGUAUUGUCAAAAUUACAGUGAAACAUGUUGCAUCAAUAUUGUGCUAUAUCAUAAAUAACUCCAUGAAAUUUUCUGUUUUCCCAGAUAUGCUGAAGUUCGCUAUUAUAAAACCGCUCUAUAAAAAGGGAGACCCAGAGAAUCUUGAUAAUUACAGGCCCAUAAGUCUACUCCCCGCUUUCUCCAAGGUGUUUGAAUUAGUCAUGUGUUCAAAACUGGUGAGUUUUUUUGCUGGGUGUGGACUGCUCUCAAACUCUCAGCAUGGAUACUUGAAGGGAAGAUCGACAGAUCUGAGUAAGGCAUAUGACUGUGUAAAUCUGGAAUAUUUGUUGAUAAAGCUUGAAAGAUACGGUAUAAGAGGUGGAGCACAUCAAUGGAUCCAAUCAUAUCUUGUUGAUAGAAGGCAGCAAGUGGUUAUCAAUAACAACAAGUCAGGUACAGUAGCCAAAAAUAGAGGUCUAGCUCAAGGAAGUAUGGUAGGUCCAAUCCUGUUCAUAAUUUACAUCAAUGAUCUGACUAUGGAUGGACUGGUGGAAUAUGUAGAUGACACGAACCUGUUGGUAUCCGGAAAGAAUUUCCCAGAGGUUAAAGAAAGAGCUAAGACCACUCUUUCAGAAGUUGCUCAAUGGUUUGACAGGAAUGAAUUAUCAAUAAAUGAUACAAAGACUAACUAUGUAACAUUUCGUACAAAAAAUUCGCAAGUGUGUGCGGAAGACAGUAUUUGUAUAGAAAAUCUUGAGGUGAAGCCUGUCGGAGGCACAAAAUUCCUUGGGAUAUAUAUAGACGAGUUUCUGGACUGGGGUACACAUUUGGUCAACACUGGAUUGAAACUGAGUAGCAUCGGAUAUGGUAUUAGAGUAGUGGCUAGAACCUUACUCAGUUGGGGAUUAUUUGAAUUGUGA